AGGGAGGCCGCUCCCCACAAUCUCGGGAGGGCACUUCCCCCAGCACCCAAGCGCGAGACCCGGGGCUCGCGGCCAGAGUUUCCGACUUCUUCCGGAGGAAGAAGGGCUGUUUUUGGCAACUCUGUGUUGGUGCGACCUGACCCUUUUCAGUUUCUAAGGCAGAAGCUAAGGAUGGGGGAGAGGCAGAUUCUGGCUGGAUUCUCCCGCUCCCACGGUUGCCGCUGUCCUUGGUCCUGAACUUUCGUUCUCCUUCGCCUUCUCUUGGGUUGACACCUAGUCGGGGAGGGAGGCUUGGGUGCCAGACCCGUUUCUACCCGGCAGUGCAGGCGACGGUGGCGGCAGUAGCGGAGGGUGACCGCCCGGCUCUCGGCCCGGCUCUAUGAUGGACCGAGAGCCCCUCUAGGGUGGUAUGCGGAGACAAGAGACACCUCUAAGCACCAGACAGAGCGCUUCCCUAUCCCUGUCUGAGGCGGGCAGCCCUUGAGUGCUUCCUCUUGAAGAGCAGAGAGCCUGGCCACCCAGUGGCUCCACCGCCCUGAUGGAUCCACUGAAUCUGUCCUGGUAUGAUGAUGAUCUGGAGAGGCAGAACUGGAGCCGGCCCUUCAACGGGUCAGACGGGAAGGCGGACAGACCCCACUACAACUACUAUGCCACACUGCUCACCCUGCUCAUCGCUGUCAUCGUCUUCGGCAACGUGCUGGUGUGCAUGGCUGUGUCCCGCGAGAAGGCGCUGCAGACCACCACCAACUACCUGAUCGUCAGCCUCGCAGUGGCCGACCUCCUCGUCGCCACACUGGUCAUGCCCUGGGUUGUCUACCUGGAGGUGGUAGGUGAGUGGAAAUUCAGCAGGAUUCACUGUGACAUCUUCGUCACUCUGGACGUCAUGAUGUGCACGGCGAGCAUCCUGAACUUGUGUGCCAUCAGCAUCGACAGGUACACAGCUGUGGCCAUGCCCAUGCUGUACAAUACGCGCUACAGCUCCAAGCGCCGGGUCACCGUCAUGAUCUCCAUCGUCUGGGUCCUGUCCUUCACCAUCUCCUGCCCACUCCUCUUCGGACUCAAUAACGCAGACCAGAACGAGUGCAUCAUUGCCAACCCGGCCUUCGUGGUCUACUCCUCCAUCGUCUCCUUCUACGUGCCCUUCAUUGUCACCCUGCUGGUCUACAUCAAGAUCUACAUUGUCCUCCGCAGACGCCGCAAGCGAGUCAACACCAAACGCAGCAGCCGAGCUUUCAGGGCCCACCUGAGGGCUCCACUAAAGGGCAACUGUACUCACCCCGAGGACAUGAAACUCUGCACCGUUAUCAUGAAGUCUAAUGGGAGUUUCCCAGUGAACAGGCGGAGAGUGGAGGCUGCCCGGCGAGCCCAGGAGCUGGAGAUGGAGAUGCUCUCCAGCACCAGCCCACCCGAGAGGACCCGGUACAGCCCCAUCCCACCCAGCCACCACCAGCUGACUCUCCCCGACCCGUCCCACCAUGGUCUCCACAGCACUCCCGACAGCCCCGCCAAACCAGAGAAGAAUGGGCAUGCCAAAGACCACCCCAAGAUUGCCAAGAUCUUUGAGAUCCAGACCAUGCCCAAUGGCAAAACCCGGACCUCCCUCAAGACCAUGAGCCGUAGGAAGCUCUCCCAGCAGAAGGAGAAGAAAGCCACUCAGAUGCUCGCCAUUGUUCUCGGCGUGUUCAUCAUCUGCUGGCUGCCCUUCUUCAUCACACACAUCCUGAACAUACACUGUGACUGCAACAUCCCGCCUGUCCUGUACAGCGCCUUCACGUGGCUGGGCUAUGUCAACAGCGCCGUGAACCCCAUCAUCUACACCACCUUCAACAUUGAGUUCCGCAAGGCCUUCCUGAAGAUCCUCCACUGCUGACUCUGCUGCCUGCCCGCACAGCAGCCUGCUUCCCACCUCCCUGCCCAGGCCGGCCAGCCUCACCCUUGCGAACCGUGAGCAGGAAGGCCUGGGUGGAUCGGCCUCCUCUUCACCCCGGCAGGCCCUGCAGUGUUCGCUUGGCUCCAUGCUCCUCACUGCCCGCACACCCUCACUCUGCCAGGGCAGUGCUAGUGAGCUGGGCAUGGUACCAGCCCUGGGGCUGGGCCCCCCAGCUCAGGGGCAGCUCAUAGAGUCCCCCCUCCCACCUCCAGUCCCCCUAUCCUUGGCACCAAAGAUGCAGCCGCCUUCCUUGACCUUCCUCUGGGGCUCUAGGGUUGCUGGAGCCUGAGUCAGGGCCCAGAGGCUGAGUUUUCUCUUUGUGGGGCUUGGCGUGGAGCAGGCGGUGGGGAGAGAUGGACAGUUCACACCCUGCAAGGCCCACAGGAGGCAAGCAAGCUCUCUUGCCGAGGAGCCAGGCAACUUCAGUCCUGGGAGACCCAUGUAAAUACCAGACUGCAGGUUGGACCCCAGAGAUUCCCAAGCCAAAAACCUUAGCUCCCUCCCGCACCCCGAUGUGGACCUCUACUUUCCAGGCUAGUCCGGACCCACCUCACCCCGUUACAGCUCCCCAAGUGGUUUCCACAUGCUCUGAGAAGAGGAGCCCUCAUCUUGAAGGGCCCAGGAGGGUCUAUGGGGAGAGGAACUCCUUGGCCUAGCCCACCCUGCUGCCUUCUGACGGCCCUGCAAUGUAUCCCUUCUCACAGCACAUGCUGGCCAGCCUGGGGCCUGGCAGGGAGGUCAGGCCCUGGAACUCUAUCUGGGCCUGGGCUAGGGGACAUCAGAGGUUCUUUGAGGGACUGCCUCUGCCACACUCUGACGCAAAACCACUUUCCUUUUCUAUUCCUUCUGGCCUUUCCUCUCUCCUGUUUCCCUUCCCUUCCACUGCCUCUGCCUUAGAGGAGCCCACGGCUAAGAGGCUGCUGAAAACCAUCUGGCCUGGCCUGGCCCUGCCCUGAGGAAGGAGGGGAAGCUGCAGCUUGGGAGAGCCCCUGGGGCCUAGACUCUGUAACAUCACUAUCCAUGCACCAAACUAAUAAAACUUUGACGAGUCACCUUCCAGGA
This is a messenger RNA of Homo sapiens (human), 2992 nucleotides long. RefSeq names its product dopamine receptor D2 (gene DRD2). The coding region runs from base 539 to 1870 and encodes 443 amino acids. Gene Ontology annotation, cellular component: GABA-ergic synapse; dendrite; membrane. The record is from RefSeq and is a predicted model, not a curated record. Gene Ontology annotation, molecular function: dopamine binding; G protein-coupled receptor activity; signaling receptor binding. Gene Ontology annotation, biological process: negative regulation of circadian sleep/wake cycle, sleep; adult behavior; positive regulation of ERK1 and ERK2 cascade. NCBI's taxonomy places the organism in Eukaryota, Metazoa, Chordata, Mammalia, Primates, Hominidae. The transcript has 8 exons.